CCAACUAUUGUAAAAAUUACAUUUUAUAUUUCAUAUUGAGAAUUGUUAAGUGCUGGACAAGAGCGCUUUUAAUCAAGUGGAUUACCAGACUGAAACAGGGGACAAGAAAGGUCGUUUCAUUGUUUUGAAAAGUAUUUCGGAGAUUAAUUAUAGAAGUAGCAGACACUUUUACAAGGAACCGUAUAUCCUGAAUAUAAUGCGCAUAGAGAGUUUUGAAAAUAUGAGAUACUCUACUUUACAAGAACAAGAAUACGGAGUACAUUCACCCCAAAGUGGAAUAUCAAGUGAAAUGGAUGAAAUCAUAAUAAUUGAUGCAGAUAAUGUAGAAUCCAAAAAUGAUAGUCCUUUAGAAGAAGGCUCUGUAGUGUCUAAUCUUCCUCUUUUGUUUGCAAACGGAUAUCCAACAUCACUGGAAAGAUUCACAUUGGUACAAUUGGAACGGUUUGUAACGUUCAUGGUUCAGUGUUCAUUAGGUCAUGAUGCAACAGAAGCGAUCACUGAACCACAAUGGUGGCCAAAGGAAGUGAAAUUUUCAAAUCCUUUAACAAGACCUAACAGAGUCAAUGAAACUUGGAUGGCUAAUUUGAAGAAAUUAGUGUUCAGGUGUUACACAUACCACAGAAGCGAGUAUAUUUUAAGGUUUUGUUCGUAUCUUGCACGAUAUCCACGCGAAGACUUAGAAUAUGUUAGCAACUGGGAUUCUACGACGAGUCUUUAUCACAAAAAUACUGGGAAAUUAUUAGUAACGUUUCGUAAUGAAAAUAUGAAUUAUGAUAAAAAAUAUGAAAGUCCACGAAAAAAGUUGCUGUCUUGUAGUGGAGUUGCUUCUUGCUAUUCCAAUAAAUCGAAACAACAAGAGGAUAUUUAUUUAUGUGAUAAUUGCGAUGCUGAAUUUAUAGGUCUUGAAAAAAUGAAGGAACACGAACGUGUGUGUUGCGAACGAGAACAUAGAAGACAUAAUUCACCACGGCCCGUAACGCCAGAUGUAUCGACUGUCAAGCCUGAAUUAAAACAAGAUCAGUUCUUAGAAUACUUUCAGUUAUGUGCGAUUGGAAAAAAAUCAGAGACAGAAAAAAACAAAAACAACGAUGCUGCAGUAGAAAUGACUGUUGACGAUAGUAUCGUUAGACGAACUUCCCGUCGUGUUCGUGGAUCAAUCAAUUUUACAAGGUGUCCAACUAUCCCUUUUUCCUCUCCUGCCGGUAUGUUAUUAGCGAAGAGAUCAAAAGCAAUGACAGAAGAAACACAAAAAGAAAGACUUGAGAGAAUAGAGAGACACCUUGUUGCUCCUGUUUUAAAUGAUUCGUCUAGACCAAAGUGGUUGGAAGCGGAAAAUGAUCAUGACAGAUGGAUUGUUACGCAUAAACCGAAUCGUGAAAGAUCAGAACAUGAUUAUGUACAUGAAUACAAAUUUGUAAAUUCUGUUAAAACGAAACCAAUGUUGAGUAUAAAAUCGCAAUUAUUGUACGUUGUUUGUCGACCUGUUUAUGUUGUUCUGACACGCUUGACUCAAAAACAAAUAAAUGAUUUCGAACAAGAUCCAUCAAAAUAUCGAUGUUCCGUGCGAGACGUUUCAGUCGAUACACAAAGAAACAAAAUCAAGAAUGAGUAAGACCAAAUAAGUAUCUCUUAAAUACGUAUCAAUUUCUUCAAUUGAUGAAAAUGAUUCGAAUGUAGUAGAGGAAAACGAAGAGAGAGGUAGUUAACAGCGUCGGAGACGAGUGUUGGAUACAUAAUUCAUUUGAAAACGACAAAUCCUUAUGAUAAAAAUGUUACGAUUAGAAAAUGGUUUUCCGCGAAAAAUAUCAACAGAAACCAGUUUUGCGGUAAUUCACUUUUGCUCCUCGAAUGACGAUGAGAAUUCAGGUAUCCUGUUCGUGUAUCUUUUGAUAAAAAUACAAAGAUACACCUAAUUUCACCUAAAAUCUUGUAUUCGUUCGAUGAAAUAGAGGGGCUAUCGAAUAACAUUUUACAUGACAGUAAUGAACAGUAUGUGUGUAUACAGGUAUUGUAGUGCAAUCCUGAAUACGACUACGAAUCCCUCUUCGAUUCUUAUGUUAGCACCAUGAAACGAUAGUAUUCCGGUACAUAACAUUAAUUACAUGUACGUUACAUUUCUUACAAUAUUUAUUAUUUUUAUUUCGUACGAUUAUUGAAUAUUAAAAACUUACAUGAUUUAAUUAUUUACAGUGAAUUAUAGUUUGUUUAAAAAAUUCCUUAGCAAUAUUUAUAAUAGAAAUGAAAUCAAAUCUCGAUAUUGUUUAUUAGCACAUUUAUCGUAUAAUAAAGAGUCGCGUGCACUUUUUACACAUUAUACGUUAAAGCAAAAAAGAAAAGAAAUGAAAUCAAAAUGACUCCUUUUCUUUAUAAUUUACUGGCUUCUUUCUUUUUCUUUCUCUAAUUAUAUUAUUCGUAAAUUAUAAUAUAUUUCUGUUUUUCUACCGACAUUUUCUUCAUAUUUAAAAACAAAAAAUAGUUACAAUAAACUGCAUGCAUUAUUCUUGUUUUUUCUUGGGUUUGACAAUUUUUUCGAUUAAAAAUGAAAAUAAUUUUUCUUUCCAAUCCAUUUCGAUUCGUUUCAAAACUAAUCUCUUUGUUGAAAUGUUAUGAAGCGGGCCGAAUGCUAGAGCAACCGCGGUACAUGCUAAACAAAUUACAUUAUACGGCAUACUGAAAUCAGGUGUGGGAAGACUAAUUAGCAAAGAUUCCGUUCUCAGCUGUACUACAUAUCCUUCUCUUGAAGCAUUAAAACUGAAAUUUGAAUUAAUUGUAUAUUAUUAUUACUGUUAUUAUUAUUAUUAUUAUUAUUUAAUUAAUUCAUCAAGUUCAAACCUUGAUGUUAUAGUACUUCCAUCGAGUGGUAGUGCAGUAUAAUUCCUUGCAAUUGGAAGCAGUGCCGUGAUUAUAGCAGGUCCCAUGUAAAAUCCGUGAUUAGCAUCUGGUGGAUACUCUUGCCAUUUAAGAAACGAAUAAUCCAUUUCUAUGGAAAAUUUGGUCACAGACUGAGGUGGUAAGCGUAAAAUUAAUUCCAAAUAGUAAGGGCUUCGUCUUUCCUUGCCUGGUAGAUAUCGCUGUACCACUAAAAUGUAAGAUAACAAUGAAAAACAGCAUAUUGAUCAGAGCUAUGAACGGCAAUUACUUACACGGUAUAAUCUGUUUUGCUCCACAAGUUAUUGUAACAGAAUGUAGAUACACUGGUAAAUACCAUGGAAUAUUUUCUAAUAAAAUAACGUCGAUUGUUUGCCAAUAAUUAUUGUAAAUUUUUGUUACUAAACUACCUCUUUCUUGGCCAUACCCUGCGCAAGAAAACCUUUGUUAAUACCGUUUUCUCUUCCGUUUCAUUACCACAAUUUAUAACAGAAGUUAUAACACUGUAUACAUACCAAUAACGUAUCUAUUGGCAAACAAAAUUGAAGGAUAAUUUAAGCUAGCCUUGUGUGCGGUAUUAUGUAUAAUUCCGAUAUUAAACAUUCCUUUAACAGAAUGAGAUCUAAUAUCAUAAA
Osmia lignaria (orchard mason bee) is the source of this 3503-nucleotide messenger RNA. RefSeq names its product ovaries absent (gene ova). NCBI's taxonomy places the organism in Eukaryota, Metazoa, Arthropoda, Insecta, Hymenoptera, Megachilidae. The record is from RefSeq and is a predicted model, not a curated record.